AUGGUCUACGGGAUGUCUCUUCAAGACACGUUACUGGUAUAUAGGCUCCUGGGUCACAUCAGCGAUUGUAGGUAUAUAUUAGGGGUGCGCAAUGUGGUCGCAGAAGGCCUUGGAACCCAGAAGCCUGUCGGAGCGGACGAUUUCGAAAACGUUUCUUGCUACUGCACCCGAUUAAGCCGCAUCAUGUCUGCCAAGGUUGUUGCCUUCCUCGCGUUUGCGGUUCUGUCUUCUGCCUCUGCGUGCAGAUGCAGGUACGCGCCGACGUUGCAGAGAAGUUACUUUUCCGAGGACGUGGUGAAUUUCGUGAAAGCCAAGGUGGUCGCCAAGGAUGAGGAGAGUCUCGAGAACAAGUACACCCUCGCUAUCCAAGAGAACUACAAGGGAUGCAAACCGAGCCCGCACGUAGUGGUGUACUCGGGGACGCACUCCUGCGGAGUGCAGCUGGAGGUGUCGAAAUCUGCCAUCGUUCUGCCGAUAAGGGGCGGGAAGAAGCCGUCCAUCGAUCUGUGUGACUUCAUCAGCUCCUUCAACGGGCUAUCGGACAGCGAGAAGGAGUUUCUGGACACACGUUCUGCGUGCUGCAAGGAGAUUUGCCAGUGCACCAACGGCGAGAGCCCGGUGAACUGCCUGGUGGACCCGUGCGAGGUGACGGAGGCGCCGUGCGCGGAGGCGACGAAGUGCGUGCCCAACUUCUGCGGCGGGUGCCUCACCGACUGGUUCACCAGCUCGGGGGCGGCGGCGUGCGUGUAGAGCGGGGUUAGACGUUGGGGUGCGCGGGGCGCGGCGUGAGGAGAGGCGGGGCCUUAUCGUGUUCGGGCGGCGUGGGGCGCGGACGGGGGUGGGAAGGUUGGUGUGAUGUGGGACAUUAAAAGUUGCAAAUCCCUUUUUAGUAGGUCUGUGUUUGGUGCCUGCGGAGAGGUUGGCCGAUAUGCUCUGCGUGUAUGCGUACGGUAGAUUGUUGUGGGCGGGUGCGGGCGGAUGCGCAACUACGUGUAGUGUACCGAACUGGGUUUACAUUGGUGGAUUGAGGCUAUCGUGGUACAUUGCUGGAUAAACGAUUGCUUACGUUGUAGACUACAACGUAGGCAAUCGUGUAUGCAACUACAACUUGUAGUUAGGUACCGUAUUACAGUCUGUACGGUUACAGUAUCGACAAUUCAUAGUCUAGAUUAGAGAGAAAAAUAGCAUCGAGCAGGUGCCGACGCUUUUACUCUAAACUAAAGACAGACACAGCUGUGAUGCAUGUGAUUCCAGGAACACCGAUGCCCCCGAUCCCCUGGGGGUCGGGCGGCCGGCGGUGACUUUAUUGUG
Messenger RNA from Chondrus crispus (carragheen), 1311 nucleotides. RefSeq lists its product as hypothetical. The transcript is spliced from 4 exons. The record is from RefSeq and is a predicted model, not a curated record. NCBI's taxonomy places the organism in Eukaryota, Rhodophyta, Florideophyceae, Gigartinales, Gigartinaceae. The coding region runs from base 1 to 750 and encodes 249 amino acids.